This is a messenger RNA of Ceratotherium simum simum (southern white rhinoceros), 1168 nucleotides long. RefSeq names its product TNF receptor superfamily member 4 (gene TNFRSF4). Gene Ontology annotation, molecular function: tumor necrosis factor receptor activity; protein binding. Lineage: Eukaryota; Metazoa; Chordata; Mammalia; Perissodactyla; Rhinocerotidae. Gene Ontology annotation, cellular component: external side of plasma membrane. Gene Ontology annotation, biological process: inflammatory response. The record is from RefSeq and is a predicted model, not a curated record.
UGGGGGACCCCGGGGCCCAGGGCAGAGGAGAAGCCCACAGCCUGGAGGGGUGCUGCCCAGAUAAGCUGCCUUCCGGCCACCAGCCUGGGUCGGGGGGCACCAGCCCUUCCUGGGGCCUCCUUCCUCCUGGUCCCCUCCUCCUCCCGCCCUCCCCACCCCUCCCCCGCAGCCCUUAUAGCCACAUCCUGCAAGGAAAAACCCCAGACUCCUGCACCGCCGGCGGAGAUGAGGAUGCGUGUGAGGGCUCAGUGGCCCAGGGCGCCCUGCUCAGCCCUCCUGCUCCUGGGGCUUGUGCUGGGCGCUGCGGCCCAGCUCAACUGUCCUGGGAACACCUACCCCGGUGGCAGCAAGUGCUGUCGGGAGUGUGAUCCAGGUUACGGGAUGGAGAGCCGCUGCCAUGGCAAGCAGGACACCGUGUGCCGGCCGUGUGAGCCUGGCUUCUACAACGAGGCCACAAACUAUGAGGCCUGCAAGCCCUGCACACAGUGCAACCAGAGAAGUGGGAGCGAACCCAAGCAGAGAUGCACACCCACGCAGGACACCCUCUGCCGCUGCAGGCCUGGCACUCAGCCCCAGCGUGGCUACAAGCUCGGAGUCGACUGUGCGCCGUGUCCACCAGGACACUUCUCCCCUGGCAACAACCAGGCUUGCAAGCCCUGGACCAACUGCACCUUGGUGGGAAAGCGCACACUGCAGCCAGCCAGCAACAGCUCGGAUGCUGUCUGUGAGGACAGGAGCCCCCCAGCCACACUGCCCUGGGAGACCCAGGGUCCCCCAGCCCGGCCCCCUACCACUCAGCCCACCACUGCCUGGCCCAGGGCCUCACAGGGGCCCUCCACAUCCCCCACAGAGCCACCCAGGGGCCCUGAGCUGGCCGCCAUCCUGGGCCUGGGCCUGGGCCUGGGCCUGCUUGCCCCUGUGGCCGCUGUGCUGGCCCUGUUCCUGCACCACAGGGCCUGGAGGCUGCCGCCCCACGUCCCCAAGCCCCCCGGUGAGUGCCACUGUGGACCCAGCCCAGCUGCCUCCCGAAGGGGUGAGGCCCCUGCCCACCUCCCACCUAUCGCUCCUUCCUCCUCCCCAGGGGGAAACAGCUUCCGGACCCCCAUCCAAGAAGAGCACGCCGAUGCAGACUCCACCUUGGCCAAGAUCUGAGCAGCGUCCGCUGGUG